UACUGGCUGCCUAGGCAAAGGAGAGAGAGGGGAACAGGGAAUCCCAAGAAACCCCAAGAAACCUCCGUUCGCGGCGGACGAGCGGUCAGCGGCGAGGGUCCGGCACUCCGGCAGCGCCGUCCCGUGGACUCCUAUCUCCUCCGAUGGCCGCACUGGCGGAGACGACUGUAGGGGGGAGCGACCUGCGCUCCUUCCUGGCCAAGCGCGGCGUUGACACUGCCGAGGUGGACGACCAGGCUCUCAAGGAGCUGGACAAGAAGUACAUCAUCGCCAGAGACCUCGCCGCCGACACGGUGCUCUCCAAGAUCCAGAACCUGCUGGGGCUGAGGCACAAGGAAGACAGCAUCGUCGCCUACGAAGGCCUGACCUACCAGCUUCCGUCUCGUGGCAUGGAGCAGCAGGAGUACGAGCCCCUGCUCCGGCAGCUCUGCCUGCGCCGCGGCAAGGUCGAUUGUUGCGCGGUCAGCGACCCCAAGACCUCGCGCUGGGCCAAGGCCAUCACGGCUGUGCUCUCCGCGGUCCAGAAACAACUCCUCCGUGGCGAGCGCACCAGCAGCCAGUUCCUGUGCUACGGAGAUAAGCUCUUCGGCAAGGGGCACAAGACCGUGGAUGAUGCUCUGCUUGACAUAUGCUGCCUGCUCGAGUGCACAUGGGAAUCUCUCAAUUUGCAUCACGCGUCUCAGGGCAUGGUCAUUGGGCCAGUGAUAUUCACAUGGGAAGACGGCGAAGUGAUCCCUUGCAGGUCCUUUGGUUCGUCUGGAGCCUAUAUACAGCCGAAAUUCUCUAAGAUUACUGCCGCACCAGGUGCAGAGGUCAACUUCGUCCUGGUAGUCCAGGGGGCUUCUGUUUUCGACACUUUUGCCAUGGGACGGGGCGACCUAUUCCUCCGUGAAUUCAGCUGCGUGCUCGUCACAGGCGGCGAUGGGCAACCGGAUAUCACCACUCGGGCUUUCUUGCGCAAACUUAAGGAUCAACUGUCUGUCCCUGUGUACGCGCUCGUCAAUCCGGAUCCGGAGGGGCUCUCCAUCUUCUGUACAUACAAGUAUGGAUCGCCGGAGGGGCCAUUUGACAACGCGGGUCUUACCGUUCCUGACAUCAAGUGGAUCGGAGUGCAUUUAGGUGAUGCUCUUGAUCUUGACAUCGAAGAUGCGCUGCCGCUCACCAAACAAGACGUGUCGAUUCUGGAAGGAUUAUGCGCCAACAAGUAUGUAAUGGGUGAUGACCUAUUCAGGACCAGCAUACAUUUCAUGUUGUACAGGGGGUUGAAAAGCAAGAUCGAAGCUUUGUUCUAUCGUCAGUGCCCUCCUUCCGACUACAUCCGCAAAGAAAUUAACAAUCACGAGGACAUCUGAGUAGUAGCUCCUUGUGUUAACUUUGGUGGAUACACAUCUGUGUAGUUUGCCAUGUUGAAUCUGGUAGGAUAUGCAUUUAGUUUUAUGCUGGGUGUGCGAUCUAUGGUUACUACUAGAUCGUGGAUGACUCUUGGUGCCUUGUACGCACACUUUUUUGUCCCAAUCUAGGUUAUUUGUUAUGUUAUAUGGCAUUAACCAAAUUGUUCCUGGCUUAGCUCUUCUGUCAUGAGGAAGCCUAUAUUUUGGUUCACCUGAAAUCAGAUUGCAAGACGAGCAUCUUUGGCAUGUUUGUGGUGAAAAUUUCAGAGGUGGGGUGUUCUCUUCA
Molecule: messenger RNA, 1677 nt
Organism: Lolium perenne
Lineage: Eukaryota; Viridiplantae; Streptophyta; Magnoliopsida; Poales; Poaceae
Product: DNA topoisomerase 6 subunit A3-like
Biological process (GO): meiotic DNA double-strand break processing; meiotic DNA double-strand break formation; reciprocal meiotic recombination
Cellular component (GO): nuclear chromosome
Molecular function (GO): DNA topoisomerase type II (double strand cut, ATP-hydrolyzing) activity; DNA binding
Source: RefSeq, a predicted model, not a curated record